Contarinia nasturtii (swede midge) is the source of this 1737-nucleotide messenger RNA. RefSeq names its product clusterin-associated protein 1 (gene Cluap1). NCBI's taxonomy places the organism in Eukaryota, Metazoa, Arthropoda, Insecta, Diptera, Cecidomyiidae. The coding region runs from base 79 to 1410 and encodes 443 amino acids. Gene Ontology annotation, biological process: cilium assembly. The transcript has 5 exons. Gene Ontology annotation, cellular component: centrosome; intraciliary transport particle B; cilium. The record is from RefSeq and is a predicted model, not a curated record.
UUUUAUUGUGAUUAAUUUCAUCGAAGUUAGACUUGAAGUUGAAAUUUAUUGCUUUUAUUAAUUACGCUGUAAAAAAAUAUGUCCUAUAAAGAGGUUCGAGAUUUGUUUGAAUACUUGAAAAUUCUCGGCUAUCCGAAACCACUGAAAUUGACGGCACUGUAUACGGAUCAAGGAUCAUUGGAGAAUUUUAAAUUGAUUUUUGAUAUAUUACGGUGGCUCAUUGACCAAUAUGAACCGGGAACAAUUUUACUGGGCAGCACUGAUUCGGAAAUGGAUCGAACACUCUUGGUUCGAAGUACUGUUGAAUUUUUAGUUGUAAAAGCUGGCAUCAAAUUGAAUCCGAUGCGAUUAUACGCUAGCUCAAUGGUUUCGGCACCUGAAUUGCUGAAAGUUGUUAAUUUGAUUAUGAAACGGCCAACGUUACAAUCACAGGACGCAGAUGUUAUGAAUGAAAAUCAAUAUCGUAAAGUAGCUGAAAUCGAUAUCGAUGAUAAGAUCAAAGCCAGACAACGCGGUCGCGAAUUAUCUUCAGAGCUAACGCAAAUCGGUGCAACACUUUAUGACCUUUUGGGUAAGGAAAAUGAAAAUCAAGAGAAACGAAACUCACAAGCCGGCCGCCAAAUGGAAUCAUCAAAUGUUGGUCGAAUUUUGAGCAAUGUCAUUGCAUCGGCCAAUGUAAAAGUAUCGACCGAUAAGGCCUUAUUAGAUUCGGUUUUGAUGGAACGACAAGCCAUUUCAGCGAAAAUUGAACGGAGAAAAGCCGAUUUGGAGAGACUUAAACAACGAUUGGAUACACUUCAAAAGAUUCGGCCUGCAUUUUCUGAAGAAUUUGAAAAGGCUGAGGAAGAACUAGAAAAAUUGUACGUUGAAUAUUUGACACAUAUUCGAUGUUUGGAUGCUUUGAGAGCCCAAAUGAGUGUCAAUGCAAAAGUAGCACAGCCUCUGUCCGAAGCCAGCAAGUCAAGUGCUCCGGCAAGUAUGAUUCUUUUGCCAGACGGAAUUCUUGAUUUCUCCGACGAACUUAGUAACGAUGGCGAUGACUUGCUUGAUGACGAAGCAAAUGAAUUGAAACUUAAGAGACCAACUGAGAUUAAUGAAGAAGUUGAUGCGGUAAAGGCGGACAAAGCUACCGAAAAUGAUCCAAUUAAAGCCAAGCUUCGAAUUAAAACGGGAGUGCGUAGAACAGAUGAUCCGCGUCUCAUUGGUACUAUGCUUGGUGAAGAGGGUGAAUCAGAUUUCGAUAGUUCAUUGGAUUACAAUGAAGGAGAGGAAGAUUCCGAUGAUUCUGAUUUGAAUUUGGAAAACGAUCCAGCCGCAAAUGUCGAGGCCUUAUACAAUUUUAGUGAAAAUGUACCGGCACGCAUUAAAUCGGCAAAACCAAAGGUCUAUCAAAGUGAUGAAGAUUUUUAAAAUUCAAGAUUUUUGAAUCACCAAUCAAACCCUUGUCACUGACUAUUGACAGAUUUCUGCUGCAAUGAACAAAUAAAGAAGAAAUAAAAGAAAAUAUGUUGAUUCAAUUUUGAUAGAGUGUACCAUUUCAAAUAGAGCACAUAUUUGACAAAUUCCAUUAAAUAAUAAUGUUUUGUGGAUUCGAAAAAGAAAAACCAUAUAAUAGCAUGUAAUACAUUUAUAUAUAUUGAUACAUUUUGGUGCAGAAUCAAUGCAUAUUAAAUAAUUGCCCCAAAUUGCAGGACGUUUGAAUAUUUUUCUUUUAAUUUUUCAAUAAAUGUCACUUAA